GAGAGUAUAUCCACACACACACACACGCACGCACACACACACACCAAAUUUUAAAAGGCAAGGUGCUGCUAGUGCGAGACUCAGUCGACUCUUCACCGCUUCACCUGUCACACGCUAUAGUUUCGUCUUACACGAUCACUUGUUCUCCGACCGCGUUCAGAAACGGGACAUUUCUCUAGUGUUGCGAUAACAGCCAAACUACUAGUGCUGCUCUUAAAAACCUUUUCGUGUGGAUGGAUUGAAUUCUUUUGCAAACACGUUUGAAGACUCUUAAUUGAACAAAGGGAAUUUUGCUACCAAAAGAAAAUUGAGUUAAGACAGACAUUUUUCAUGGUUAAUGGAAUGGCCAAUCACUGUCACAUACACCAAAAUCAGCGGGCCGGUUUGGCUUUCUUGCCCAGUGCUGUCAUCGUCAUUUUUGUGUGGGGCGUCGUGUGUUCCGGCUGUGCCGCUUACACCAUCCGACAUCAUCAUCAGAACAGCCGGCCCAGUAAUAAGGGCCAUCAGCUCGUCAGUUCGGAUGGACAGGCUGAUGCGGAAGCGACGACAGCCGACCAACUGGACAUUGAUCGUUUUUACUUCCCAACCGACGAGGGUCUCAGAGAGUUCCAGCAAAUUCUUUUGCGUGAAUUGGGGCUCACUAAAGUACCUGACCUCUCCAAGGUAAACAUUACGCGGGAUGAAUACGAUCGACAACGUCAACAGUUGCUGCACAACUUUGGCGAGGACGACGUGGACGAGUACCGCCAGUUUUCCGCCAAUCCGGAAGACGACGAAGAACCGCACCGUGAAACGGUCAUCCUCAAUCAUCGCGAUGUCGGAGCUGGCCGACGUCACGUUGGGUCACGCGGAGUCGCUUGGAGAUUGCGUUUCCGGGCUCCGCGUUCGAGCGACGACAACAAUCGAUGGCAGGCAGAAUCUUCUCAUCCGCUGGAAUUGCAUUGGUCGUCUGAUCGAUCUGACUCGUCCGAUUCUGUAAUGAUAAAGAAUCCGUUACGUAGUCUCAGGUCGUGGAGUUUGCACGUCCGCAUCGAAUCCGAUCGCCAGAGCAACAGCCGGCACACUGUAGUGAUCCGGCCGGAAGAUUUGGAUAAUUCCAGCUACAACAACAGCAUCAAACCCGAUUUGAAGGACGGCCGGACGACUAUUGGACGAUUGGUUAAACGAGUUAAACAACGACGAUCACGUUUUGACGGUCAGCGUCGUCUGUCACGGUGUGAUUGUCAUUGGCUUCGGCGCUGGCGCCUUAGCGCACAGCUCCGCUUGACCGUCUCAUCAUCGAGGGCACCGUCUCAUCGAGUCAAACGCCACGUCGGUAAGAAGAACACCAACAUCAAGAGCAGCAACAACAGCAAGAACAACAACAUGAGCAACAAGAAGCGAUUAGCUCAACAACCCAAGGACAUUUUACUUGGCCAAUACUCGGCCAGCAAGAAGGGCGUCAAGGGUAGUGGUAAAACGGGCGCAAGUGACUGUUCCAGCAGUUCUAAGAAAAGUAAGAAAUGCUGUCCGCAUUCGUUGAAAAUCAACUUCCGCCAGUUGCCCGGCUUCGAUUGGAUACUGGAACCGAGCGAGAUCGACAUCUUCAUGUGCAAAGGUGAUUGCCAUUACGCUCAGUUUACUAGCCAGCAUCAACACGCUGUGACGAAUCCCGCUAGCAACCACGCCCUGUUCCAGGGCUACUUGCACACCAUCAACAAGCGUCUCGUACCGAAAUUGUGCUGCACGCCGAGCAAGUUGGAUAGCGUUCAGGUCGUCCAUUACGACCAAGACAACCCGGAGCAGUUGACUACCACCAAAUGGGAAGGAGCCAUCGUCAAAGAAUGCGCCUGUGCUUGAAAUGUCCCCCCCUUUUUUUUUAUUUUUCACGUUAAUUUAUUGUAAUCCCGAGGUACUGCGGACAAUGUUCGUAACAAAAAAAAAAAAAAAAAUUCCAAGACAGAAAGAAAUUUUAUCAAAAAAAAAAAACAAAAACUAUUUGCUAGAGCACUUAAGCAAAAAGAAUUAUUUCGCUAUUUAUUUUGGCAAGCUCCAUUUUUAUCUACCGCCCCUCAUCCAAAAGUCCUCUCUCAGGCUAUGAUUGCGUCACCAAUAUUUCGAGCGUGCCCUCUACACGCUACGUGCGGAGUUUUUCUUUUUCUGAUGAUCAUACUAGAAAUGCGUGUGUCGUAAAAGAGAAAAGAAAAAGUAAGACUAGUCGAUGUUUUGUUUUGGUUUGUUUCGUUCGUGUAAAUGAUGGACUCUUUGUAUAUUUGACCUCUUCCAAGCCGAUAGUUGUUGUGUAUUAUCCUAAACUUGUGUCCUGAGGUGGGUGACGAUCAUUUUCUUAAAAAUUUGAUUGGGACAAACAAAAUGGUCCCAAUAUUUCAGUACACGUGUAAAGGAAUGAAAAGCAUAUUUUUGUUUGUGUACGAAACAAAACAAUCAAGGCUGUUCUAAAUUAUUGGCUCUUGGUCGAUGACUUUUUGCAACUUUUUUUCUUUAACAAUUUUUCCAUCAAUCUAAAAAUAUCCCUCUGUGUGUGUCUCAAUUACCACCACCACUGUUGGAUACAACCGCCAAUGAUCUGUAUCUGAUUAUGUGAUGCCGAGUGUCUGUGUCCCAUCAACUAAAAUAUCUCCGAACAAACGAAAAGGCAUUUUUGUUUUCCUUCGUAUUUUGAAAGAAAAAUCGAAAAACUUUUAAAUUGUUUUAAAUCCUCUAAUUGUACAUACAUGUUCUUUUAUCAGAAACAAUUUCAAAGGAAAAAAAAAAAAUUAACCUUUUUAUCAAGAAAAAAGAAAAACAAAUGUUUUUGUAUUUUUUGUAAGUUUUUGUACUACCUUUGUAAAUAAGAAAACAAGAAUUUUUUUAAAAAGCGCCCUUGAUAUUCACCAACCGGUUGUGUCUGGAUGUGUGAUAUUAUAUGAAACCCUGCUGACAUACACGAAAUGUUUCAUGUCGUUUAAAA
This is a messenger RNA of Daphnia magna, 2950 nucleotides long. RefSeq lists its product as uncharacterized. Gene Ontology annotation, molecular function: growth factor activity; cytokine activity. NCBI's taxonomy places the organism in Eukaryota, Metazoa, Arthropoda, Branchiopoda, Diplostraca, Daphniidae. Gene Ontology annotation, cellular component: extracellular region. The record is from RefSeq and is a predicted model, not a curated record. Gene Ontology annotation, biological process: SMAD protein signal transduction; BMP signaling pathway.